AAAUAAACAGAAUUGCAGAUCAAAACACUCUGUUUCAUUCCUCUGUUUUUUGCUCUGUUUUGCUCUCACGCCAUAACGUGUUCUGCUUACAGUUUCGACUUCAUUUACUUCGGAAAUGGAACUGAUCUGAUGACAUUCCAUGGAGACGCCGAGUACGCUUCAGAGCCUGAUGGUAUGAGCAAGUCAGGAGCAAUUGGAUUGAGCCGUGACAAUGUCCCAUUCUCUCAUGGUCGAGCCAUUUUCAUCAAUCCAGUCCCUUUUAAGCCUAGUUCUACUUCUUCCUCUGUCUACUCUUUCAAAACUUCUUUCUAUUUCGUCAUUAGUCCUCGCCCGAAAAAUCCUAAUCCCGGUCAUGGCCUCGCCUUUAUCAUCGUCCCCAACGAUAGAAACGACUCCGCUUCUGGUUUAGGCUAUCUCAGUCUUGUGAACCGGUUUAGCAACGGUAAUCCCAAGAACCAUCUCUUUGCGGUUGAGUUUGAUGUUUUUAAAGACAAGUCUCUUGGCGACAUUAACGAUAACCAUAUCGGAAUCAACAAUAAUUCGGUUAAUUCAACGGUAUCUAAGAAGGCCGGUUAUUGGUAUCAAUCAAAAAUCGAAGGAAAAAACCGGUGGUUGUUCAAGGAAUUGAAGCUAAGUGGAAACGGAUACAGGGCUUGGAUUGAGUACGAGAACGGGAAAGUGACAGUCACGAUCGGACGUUCACAAGAAAAACCGAAGAGGCCAUUGAUCGAAGCACGAGUCGAUCUUUCUAAGGUUUUUCUCGAGAAAAUGUAUGUCGGUUUUGCCGGUUCAAUGGGACGUGGCGUCGAGCGUCACGAGAUCUUGGACUGGAGUUUUGAGAACAGUGCCAAAGACUAAUAAACCGGUUUGCUUCAGCUUUGUUUAUGUCAAAGUUGUUACUGGUUUUGCAGCUUCGUUUUCUGUCGUGAAUCUCGUGAUGCUAAGGCUAGUGAUAGUUGAAGGCUAAUAAAUGCUUAUGUUAUGGCCUAACGUGCCAUGUAUCUACUUUCAGAUUUCUAGAAAGAUUUACAAUAAAGGAUCCAUUUCCAUAGUAAGAACUAUUAGAUAUCGUAAUCUUCUAUGAGACGGUAAAUUGCUGAAAAACCAG
Molecule: messenger RNA, 1108 nt
Organism: Arabidopsis thaliana (thale cress)
Lineage: Eukaryota; Viridiplantae; Streptophyta; Magnoliopsida; Brassicales; Brassicaceae
Product: Legume lectin family protein
Exons: 1
Coding region: 130-858 (242 amino acids)
Molecular function (GO): carbohydrate binding
Source: RefSeq, marked reviewed